AAUCAAAGAAGAAUGGUUCCGAAGGAAGUGAACCAUUCUUUUCUCAUACUCCCCCUCUCCGAUGGCAGAUUCAGAGAAGGAGGCGACGGAAGCACCCACAACAAUAUUUGACAAGAUUAUAAAGAAGGAGAUCCCGUCCACCGUUGUUUAUGAGGAUGACAAGGUUCUUGCAUUCAGAGAUAUCGCCCCACAAGCUCCCACACAUAUAUUAAUCAUUCCAAAAGUUAAAGAUGGGUUGAGUGGGCUUUCAAAGGCUGAAGAGAGGCAUGUAGAGAUACUUGGCUACCUGCUAUAUAUUGCCAAACUGGUAGCGAAGCAGGAAGGACUUGGAGAUGGAUUUAGGAUUGUCAUCAAUGAUGGCAAUGAUGCUGGUCAAUCGGUGUAUCAUCUACACGUACAUCUUCUCGGUGGAAGACAGAUGAAUUGGCCUCCUGGCUAAUUAAGGCUCACUGUUGUUGUUUAUUGCAUGGUAAAAUUCAUCCAUGCAUCUCUCUUCUCUACGAUGUUUCGAGGAAUAGGCUCUAUCUUUAGCCGUCUUCUUUUCUCUACUUGGUCGUCCGCAUUCUAUCAUUGAAAAUUUGAAACUAUUAUGCUGCUUUAAUGAUUUAAAGUUUCAAUGAGGUACCACAAAUUCAGAGAGAUAUCAUGAUUUGAUUGUUCUUAAUUUGAUUGACUAAAAUAUAAGUCCUAAACAGUGCUUGGAAAAGCUAAUUAACUGUGA
Musa acuminata AAA Group (dessert banana) is the source of this 721-nucleotide messenger RNA. Its product is annotated as 14 kDa zinc-binding protein-like. Gene Ontology annotation, biological process: sulfur compound metabolic process; purine ribonucleotide metabolic process. Gene Ontology annotation, cellular component: cytoplasm. Lineage: Eukaryota; Viridiplantae; Streptophyta; Magnoliopsida; Zingiberales; Musaceae. The record is from RefSeq and is a predicted model, not a curated record. Bases 62 to 439 code for a protein of 125 amino acids. Gene Ontology annotation, molecular function: adenylylsulfatase activity. The transcript is spliced from 5 exons.